Seminavis robusta is the source of this 6736-nucleotide messenger RNA. Lineage: Eukaryota; Bacillariophyta; Bacillariophyceae; Naviculales; Naviculaceae. The record is from the annotation of a GenBank genome assembly.
GGUCGAUUGAGUCAUCUGAAUCAUGUUGGAUGGAGUCGAGUCUUUUUUUGCUGCAAAAAAAGUCAUGUCCACUUCUUCCCAAAUCCCAAAUGCAUGACGACGACCUUCAACAAUCAAAAGUGUUGUCAAAACUUCCUCAUACCGCCAGUCCAUCAGAUUAGCUCUGGCUACCAGUAGCUAGCUAGUGCCCUCCUAGAUCUUAUCAGCUACAUACGUGAAAUCCAGGAGAUCCAUUUUUCUUUUAUUGGUCUGCUUAAUGGCAUCAACUGCCAUAAUUCUGUGAACUUUCUCGCCAGCUACCAUUAUUUGACACGACAAUAUAUAAUCGGCCGGCCCUUGACUACCAUACUGUAGUGGCUGUUCUUCUUAUCUCUUCAUCAUCAUCCAAAACAAAACAAUCAACUUAAACUACUUUUGUCACCAUGUCGAGUUCCCGAGGCAAACGCAUGAGUCUCCUGGACAAGAUGGAGCAUAUAGCCGAAUUGGCAGGUUUGGAAGAUUUGGUGGACGACGAAGACGAAGAAGAAGAGUUGGAUGACUCUGUGGUCGACGGCGUCAAACUCGCUGGCCCUGGCGGUGACAUUCCUCCAUUGGACGAAGAAGACGAAAACGAAGAAGGUUCGGAUGACGACGAUGACGACCUUGACGAAAUUGUCUACACGGCAACCGACCUGGGCUACGAAUGGCAAGGACCCGAUUUGGGGUACGGCGAUGAACUCGAUUAUGGCGCUCUGGGAUACGAAGACCAAAGCCAAGUGACGGGAGCAUCCGAUAGUGUCACCAACGAAAACUCUUCCCUCUCGUCUGAUCGAAUCAUGCGCCGGGUCUCGGGGAUUCGACAGUCCACGUCGGGACAAUCCUAUGCAUCCGCUCCAGAACACAGUCGCGAUGACGCCUUCUUGCCAGAAGGAGCAACUGCGGCGGUUGCCGGCGGUGGACCCGAACGCAGUGGACAGCAGAGACGAUCCACUUUUGGAGGACCCGAUGGAGGACUCUCACGACGACAAUCGUCACGGAGAGCCAUCAAUUUGGGAUCCAUUGCCGGAAUGAAUAGUCCCCUGGGUAUGGCAGGGCUCGGGGAUACGGGCAGCAGCAGCACUAGUAUCGGACUACAACAUGGUGGAAGUGGCAGUGUCUUGCAAAAAAUGAAAUCGAGGACCUUUGGAAGUCAUGCCAGAAGAUCGACAAACAACUUCAAAUCACGGCGGACGGGAAGUACCAUGUCCAAUCUAUCCACCGGAUCAGACUUGAGCUCCAUGCAUGUAGCAGCGUCAAAACUAGAAUCAGGACCCGAUAGUGUCUUUGCCGCGGCAUCGGUCAUACAACAAUCACAGGCGACCGCUGCGAAACGGGGACAUGUCCAAUUCAAUGUCGAUGAUCCCGUGCUGUGCAUGCUCACGCUGCUCAAUGUAACCAACCGAGGAGAUGACAAUGAAUCUUUUACGGUUGAACCUGUCAACAUACAUGGAUAUCCACCGGGAGAAGGAAAAACAGAAGAAGAAAGAACCGGACCCUACGUUUUUGUAUUGGCCACUGUCCAGAAAGUACAUUUUGAUGAAGAUGAACGCUAUUAUUUUGUGGUGCGAGCUGACAAUGGAACCGAACAACGGGCGGAUACAGGCUGGAUGGAACCACUGCGAAAUCCUGCUGGAGUCGAAGCGGCUCGACGAGCUGCCGAAAAAACUGGGCUGGCCAUGAAAGAAAUGGAAGAAGAACAACAAAACCAGGAUGGAAUAGGCCAAGUGGCGAUCGGUGCCGCCAUGGUCGUUUUUGCCUUGCCAUUACGGUGUGCCAAAAAGCUUGUACCAUGGUACAGACGAUCGAGGGCACAUGCCAAAGUCCAAAUCACACAUUUGCUAUACGGAGAUUCGAGCUAUUCAUGUAGGUUCCGAUGGACAGGAAUCAAUGUGCUGGUCAUUUGCAGCUUUGUGCUACUCUUUUUUGAGAAUGUAAAAUUGGCCUUCUUCCCGGCCGAAUGGGAUCAUGCCAUGGCUGUCAUUGGCUUUAUUGUGUGGUGUAUACUGGGUCUGGAACUAUUGUUUGAGUAUUUGAUUCGACCUCCAGACUACCCCGAUCUGAUCGAGUCGGACCAAGCCUAUGCACCGUCUACUGCCCGUCACAUCAAUCUGUUCCAUUUGGUUGGGGAAACUCUAGCAUUGCUGCUGUUCAUUCCCGAAUUAGACUGUCUCUUUGACGCGGGCGCAUGUGGGCAAAGGGUCAGAUUUUCUGGGCUAUGGGCGUCCGUAGUUGCAGUGGAUGGAUCGGACUCGUCGAGAGCAGCACUUGGCCGCCUGUGUCUUGGGCUUACAAGCCUUAGAUUAUUUGGGCUGGUGAGGCAUUGGAAACAGAUGUGGAUCAACAACACUUUUGCUGACGAUAAGAAAAACCCCAACCUGGUGCGAAGAUUUCUUUUGCUGGAGUACGAAGGCAAAGGGAAAGAUCCUGCAAAGGACGAUAACAACACCGAGAGGCCAGGGGGAGGCAACGUGAAUGAGGUGUCAACGGAAGAGGACCAACGGCUCAAGAAUGCUGCCACUAUUGGUACUGCUCUGAUGGUUGUCAACUCGCACAGAGCCCUGAUAGUCUUGGUUUUUAUUGUGACAGUUCUUCCUAUGAUCAUCUCUUUCGAAAGUCAAAAUUUUGUGAAUCAGGGACUCGUCGACCUUCUCCAUGCCAACAAUAUUGCCGCUUUCCAAAGUAGUGAUGACUGCGAUUACCUGAGAGAGUUUGUUUACUCAUGGCUACUCACAGCCGAAAAUAUCCAGCCUGACUCCAAUCUACUGAAUACAAACAUGUAUUUGCUGUACGCGAAAAUCACCCCUGCUCGAUGCGACUUCCAGGAUCCGAACGGCGUCAUCACCUUGUGUGACAGCAGCGCCGCGAUGCAGCUGGACACCUGUCGUCUGUGGCUGAACACAAUGAUGCUUGACAAGCAAGGUGCCCUGCCGCUGAAUAAUCUCACAGACUAUUUUGCCAAAGAUAUGGGCGUCAGAGUGGGUGGCAUCCGUGAAAUUAACCGUUGCGUAGCGAGUCCAACGAACUCGUCGGCCUGCGAGUUCGAAACGCACGUGAUUUUCAACGACAAUUUCACUGUCUCGUUCACAAACCUGGGAUUGUUCAUCCUGCUUGCAGCCCUUCUGAUAUUGACAAUCUUUGGUCUCACGGUGAUGAGAAAUGAUGCUGGUCGCCUCGUUUUGGACCCCCUUCGAAGAAUGUUGAAAAUUGUGGUUCGAUACGCCGAGAAUCCUCUAAUGGAAACAGGAGAUCUUAGAGGAAAGAAUGGCAAAUCUGAUGGAGAAAGUGGAGACGAACGCGACUCCGAAUCUCCCCAACUUGGAAACUACGAAACGGAACAGCUUAUCAAUGCCAUUGCCAAAAUUGCAGAUCUGCUUCGAAAAUGCUGGGGAGUUGCAGGAGCCGGAAUCAUUUCAACAAAUCUUGCUCGUACCAAGGAGGGAAAAACUGUUGUCUUCAACCCAACUGUUCCAGGAAAGAGGGUGUAUGCGCUAUUUGGCUUCGUGGCAAUCAACGGAUUUGACAAGCAACUCCAUGCCCUCGGUAGGGACGUAAUGAAACUUAUCAACGACGUUGCCAAGGUCGUACACGAUGAAGUCUACAGAUGGGCUCUGGGGGACAGUGGCCAAUGCAACAGAAAUCUUGGUGCAGCUUUCCUUAUGGUGUUUCGGAUUGGCGAUUUCAACGAAAUACACAACAAAAAGAAGCUUGCUCAGGAUGUGGUAUUCAACACACAUGGCCGAAGUAGCAACAGAAGGAGUGCAAAUGCACUGAGGAAAAGAAAGGCCUCCAAAGGGAAAAAGCGAGCAAGCCACCGAAACAUUGACAUGGGUGCCGAUGGCACACUGCAACUUGCUUCGUUGCCAGGAAUUCAAGCUUUCACUGACCGAGCUCUCUUGGGAAUGCUCAAGUCCUAUGCUGGAAUUCAUCGUGACAAGCGUCUCCUCAACUGGAAAAAGGACUGGAGGCUUGGUGCUGGAGUAGGAGCAUUCACUGUGAGUGUCAUUUAUGGCAUGGAUGCCGGCUGGGCUGUGGAAGGUGCCGUUGGCAGUGAGUACAAGAUUGAUGCCACCUAUCUUUCGCCGCAUGUUAACAUGGCAUCGAGAAUGAUGAGUGCAACAAAGCAGUAUGGUGUCACAAUCCUGCUCAGCCAGGCCGUAGAAGAACUGUUGUCUAGGCCAGCAAGGAGCAAGCUACGGCAUCUCGAUACAGUCUUCGUGAAGGGCAGUAGUGUUGCGCAGCGUAUCUUCACGUAUGACGCAAGACACGAAGGGGUGGAUUUCUUUCUGUUUGAACGUUCUCCUGAUAAGGCUGACCGCGAUGCGGAUGCGUACACCGACAAAGUUUGGGAGACGGAUCAGGAUCUUCGAUCGAUGCGACAGCAUGUGAAAGAUGAAUUCAUGGAGCGAUUUAGGGAAGGCGUCGACCAGUACAUAGACGGCAAAUGGAAAGACGCGAUCGAAUCACUUGCGACGGCUGACGACAUGAUGAUUCAAACCGUCAUCGAAGAGGGGUUCAUCGACUUCGACCCUGAGGAGUAUGGUGAAGAUGUCUUUGAUCGCUCCAUUCGAGACGAUGAGAUUGUACGAAUCCGGACAGAGUACGGCGACGGGGCGUGCAAAUGUCUGAUCAACUACAUGGAGCGACGGAACGGGAUACCACCAAAAGAUUGGGUCGGCGUCCGCAAACUAGACAGCAAAUAGAACACUACUGUAAGACGCCCUGCGCGUACGAAGGCACCAGCAGCAACUAGCACGUGUAUUCAUUGUACAUCGUACGGUAGGUAUCGUUGACAGCUUUUCAGAAGAAAAUGGUGCGGCCGUGCCGGCCCAAGCGAACUGGACAUUCCCAACGUCAAGACGGGAAGGAUACCGCAGGAACAGGUUUGCCAAAAGCUUCUUAAUCUUAUUCCUAGCCUAGCUAAAGCAGAAACAGAAGGGUGCUUGAGACAGCAAAAACCAGCCACUGAAGCGAGGCUCCAUGGUUGGCGCCGUCGGUGCUGGAUAGUCCUCCCCAGCAAGAGUCAGCGUCAGGCGUGGAAAAUGGCGUUGGACAAGUGAAGUCGGCAGCGCCGACACAAUGUGCCUUACACCCGCCGUCACAUUUGAACGAAAACUUCGAGUAGCCCUCGAAGUGUUCUGAAUUGGAACUAGUAUUGUACCAGUCGCAAAACUUGGCUGAUUGACAGACACUGCCAUCGGCUAAGUUUGCAUUAAAUGCACCAUCUUUUUUUAUCGCAACUGCUGCACAGCCCAGCCCUUGCCAUCGUAGACUUCAUGAGGACAAACCGCUAUCGUUUGGAUUGUGAAGUUGGCAUACUCCGCAGGUGGGGUAUAUAAUCCAUCCCAGAUAUCAAUGGACUGCCCAGAGUACUUGUCAGCAAACUUCUGGAUCUCCUCUGAGUUCUGAAUCACGCUCACGUCCACGAACGUCUUGUCACGAUGACAGAGGAAAAUGAAACAUCGAAGCAAUCAUUGGAUUCUUCCACGGCAAAAAGCAUGUCACUGUUAGUAGAAAACGAGGAUGUUUGGGUCAACCACAUCCUCCCUUUCAUGGGUAUUGGACUGUACGCCUUUGUUGGAGCUGUCAACAAGCAAUUGCAUCAUUACUAUCAGAAAUACUGCAAGACUGUAGAGCACCCUCCUGCAGUAUACAAAUCUUACAAUGCUGACCGAAGGCGCAUUCCCAAUUGGGUGUCUACCAAACGCCCAGCAACCAGUUUUGAUACAUUUUACAGAGCAGCAUUUCGCAAUGUUGCAUGUGCCAAAUACUGGUUCAAGCUUAGAAGAGAGACUUCAAACCAUUCCAAGCCACCCUCAAGUCAUGUUUGCAGGGAAAUUGCUGAAGUGGGGACUAUACCUGUUCUUCAUUGGGCACGCGAGGAAGGAUUUGAACAUUUGAACUGAAUGAAUCCGCUUUGCUGGUGCUGCUGAAUGUGGUCGUACUUAAGUGCUACAGUGGAUUAGGAAAUAUAGGUGGCAUUGGGAUAGUUGGACUUGCACUUCAGCAGCACAAGGUGGACACUUGGACACACUGAAAUGGGCUAGACGCAACGGUUCGACUGGAAUGGAGAGACCUGCUCUGGUGCUGCCUGGCAGUCACAUAGGGGUGCUGAUAUGGGGCCUAGAAAAUGGAUGCUAUUGUCAUUGGGGUACUAGAGUAUGUUCAUCCGCUGCUGCUGGCGGGCAUUUGGGGAUAUUAAUAUGGCUCCUUGAAAAUCGAUAUAUUUGGAAUGAGUUUACAUGUUCGUUAGCUGCUGGCGGCGGGCAUCUGGAAGUCCUCAUGUAUGCUCAUGCGCAUGGCUGUAAAUGGAAUGAAAACACUUGUGCCAAUGCUGCUAGGGCUGGAGAUUUGGAACUCUUACAAUGGGCCCGUGCAAAUGGAUGCCCUUGGAACGAGUUUACCUACCAUCGGGCAGUGAAACAUGGACACACAAGGUUGAACCAAUGCAACCUGGACCCUGUUUCUCUUAUGAUAGACUUCCCUUGGUCGGUGGGUCUUUCUUGUCAUUGCCUGCUUGGCGCUUGGCACUUGGCUAUCAUCCUUCUUUCUGGAGUCGAGUCCAUCACGUCGACCCACCAGUAUCAUAGCAUACCGUCGUACUGCGAUGUACUGUUAUACUGUCGUACCUGGUACCGGUACCUGGUACCUGGUACCGGUUUACGUGUAUGAUACGGCGCCACCAGGGUUGAAAUUAAUCCAAAGCAGAUCGUUCUCAGGG